Messenger RNA from Clavispora lusitaniae ATCC 42720, 1767 nucleotides. RefSeq lists its product as uncharacterized. Lineage: Eukaryota; Fungi; Ascomycota; Pichiomycetes; Serinales; Metschnikowiaceae. The record is from RefSeq and is a predicted model, not a curated record. Gene Ontology annotation, biological process: proline transport; amino acid transmembrane transport. Gene Ontology annotation, molecular function: L-glutamine transmembrane transporter activity. Gene Ontology annotation, cellular component: fungal-type vacuole membrane.
AUGUCCACACCCGAGGAAGAGGAGUAUGACGAGAGUUCGUCUCUUUUCAACCGCUCUCAAUCCCAGUCGUUUUUGGACCAGCCCCAUGGGCUGUUCCGGGGUCCUAACUCUCUUCACAAUUUUGCGUCGUCCUUUACCAGAGCACAGCUGUUUGCGGCGCUGAAAAUCGACUUGGAUAUUCGUAAGAAGCGUUCCUUCUUUGCUCUGGAUGGUGACGAGGAUGAUGAGUUGUUUGAUCCUUCGUUGAUGGUUCCUUCCAAUAGAGGUGAACGGCUCAGUACCAUUUUGCAUGACAUGAGCUCCUUUAGAAGCAAUAAUGGUUUCGCUGCUACUGGACCAUCGCCUUAUGAUGAGGUUUUCUAUCAGGACGAUAUUGCCAAUGUUCUUCACCGGACAAGAUCAAAUAAUCAGUUUACCGGUAAUGGGAUUCCGAUUCCUUCGAAAAAAGUAUUUCCGUCACCAUCUUUUCUGUCUAUCCGGUCGAGUAUCUCUUAUGCGAGCACUGCUUCACACUUUGGCUUGAAGAAAAUCGAAGAUAAGGACGGAAACGUUCUAACCGUUGUUUCGGGUCAGUCAACGGCACCACAAACUGUAUUCAACUCUAUCAACGUCAUGAUCGGCAUUGGUCUUUUGGCUCUCCCAGUCGGAUUGCUUAAAGCGGGUUGGGUUUUUGGAAUCCCUCUUCUAAUCAUUUGUUGCUUAUCUACUGGUUGGACAGCUUCGCUUUUGUCCAAAGCGAUGGACACUGAUAGCACUUUGAUGACUUUUGCCGACUUGGGUUACGUUUCCUACGGUUCCGCAGCUAAAUUGUUCAUCUCAUUAAUUUUUUCUAUUGAUUUGUUAGGUGCUGGUGUGUCAUUGGUUGUUUUGUUCAGCGACUCGCUCUACUCGUUAAUAGGAGACGAAGUCUGGACAAGAACACGUUUCAAGUUAUUGGCUUUUAUCGUGCUCACACCAUUCACAUUUAUGCCUUUGCCGAUUCUUUCCUUGGUUUCUCUUUUCGGCAUAAUGUCCACUAUAAGCAUCACCAUUAUUGUUGCAUUAUGUGGUAUUUACAAGCAAACAUCUCCAGGAUCAUUAAUUCUGGCAAUGCCUACAAAUCUUUGGCCAGAAAAUGUUCCUCAGUUCUUGGCAGCUCUAGGGAUCUUAAUGGCCCCUUUUGGGGGUCAUGCCAUUUUUCCUAAUUUAAAGUCCGAUAUGAGACAUCCUCAUAAGUUCACGAAGACCUUGAUCCCAACUUACACGAUAACAUUGCUCACUGAUUCCACUAUGGCGGUAGUUGGGUUCUUGAUGUUUGGUGCUUUGUGUAAUAAUGAAAUCACCAGUUUGGUUCUCGAAACUUCCGGAUAUCCAGCUUUUGUUUAUCCCUUGAUCAGUGGACUAAUUUGCAUUGUACCAUUGGCAAAAACGCCUUUGAACGCCAAACCAAUCAUUUCCACUCUUGACGAACUAUUUGGCAUCAAUACGAUUGUGGACAAUCAAAGCGCAUUCAUUAAAACGAUGAAAACCGUUGGCAGAUUCCUUACCCGAGUAGGUGUCAAUGCCUUGUUUGUUAUCUUUGCGAUCUUGUUCCCAGAGUUUGAUAAAAUUAUUGGGGUUUUAGGAUCAUCUAUCAGUUUCCUCGUGUGUUUCAUUUUGCCUUGUCUUUUCUACUUGAAACUUUGUGGAGAUCAGGUUGGUGCAGCAACCAGAAUGGGGCUUAGAUUUGUGAUUGCACUCAGUCUAGUCCUCGCUAUUUGUUGCACCUACGUGACAAUUUCCUACUAA